Messenger RNA from Endocarpon pusillum Z07020, 1191 nucleotides. RefSeq lists its product as uncharacterized. Lineage: Eukaryota; Fungi; Ascomycota; Eurotiomycetes; Verrucariales; Verrucariaceae. Bases 1 to 1191 code for a protein of 396 amino acids. The record is from RefSeq and is a predicted model, not a curated record. The transcript is spliced from 4 exons.
AUGAGCUGCGAUACCAUAGAGCCCGACCAAGACAUUGCUUCCUGGUCAGUCACUUGGCUAGAGCCAUGGGACGAUUCGGGAUCUGGCCAGUUCAUCGAGCAGAAGGCUUACAAUCCUACUCAUGCUACAAAAAUGAGCUGCGAUACCAUAGAACCUGACCAAGACAAUCCUUCCUGGUCAGCCACUUUGCUAGAGCCCUUGGCCCACAACUCCCUGCGCCUGGACGAACAAAUGUCUACACACGUCGGAGCAACAAGCGUCACUAAGGAUUUUGGCACCGGGAAGCACAAUACUUCUACAGGGGACCACGACACAUUCGGACCAAAGGAUACUGGCAGCAAGUUAUCUUGCAUGACUGGAUCUAUAAUCGAAGCUUCACAUAACCUAUCAGCGGACGGCAAAGUCUCACCCAUUUCGCUUGCAAUAGGAGGGCCAUCGCCAUCAUCUGUCGCAGGAAAUCAGCCACUUUACUUAGGUUGGGAGAAUCAUUGUGGUUCGUCCUUUCAAGGAUUCGAGACUUUAGGCCUACGUAGUAACCCAUGGCACAUGCACAUGGAGGUGGAAGGAGGUAAGACUCUACCAGGUGGUGAGAAGGGAAGGGCAUUAACUGUACAACACAGCGAGGCCAUACCUUCCAUAAGGAGUGAAUGCUCAAAACCCGUCCCUCUGUUGUCGGCCGGCCAGCUCGUCUUCGAUGCGAAUAUGCUGCCCCUAAGUACAAGAAAAUUGAGAAAGAAGACCAGGGCCGAGCGUGAAGCUUCUCAGACGUUGCGGAACUCGGGAGGGGCAUGCCCACAACACAAGGCUGCCAAGAAGGCGUGUCGGUGCUUUGGCUUGGAAGGCCAAGCUGAUCCUCAGGGGUCUGCUGCGAGAAGAGCAGCAAAUCGAGAUGGACUCAAUGGAGCAAUGAGCGAAUCCACAAACCAAUCAAACAUCUUGGCAUCCUCUGAUGACAUGGGCCUGCUGGAUAUGCCUGAGAACCUUGGAGCCGUUGAUGAGACUUUGGAACGUCCGGGUCUCAAGCAAGUGUGGCCUGCCUCUAACAUGGCAGAUCCCCUGAAGCGAGUCUUGAUCUUCAGUUGCCCAUAUGUCUUUGCGCCAUGCUCCUUUCGGACGACGCAAAUGGGAGAAUGGACGGACCAUCUCGUUGUUGCCCACAGCGAGCGACUCGACUCUGUAGCUCGAACAUAG